Molecule: messenger RNA, 843 nt
Organism: Necator americanus (New World hookworm)
Lineage: Eukaryota; Metazoa; Nematoda; Chromadorea; Rhabditida; Ancylostomatidae
Exons: 10
Coding region: 1-843 (280 amino acids)
Source: RefSeq, a predicted model, not a curated record
AUGACGUCUACAAUUCUUCGCAACGAGCUGAGCAUGGGUGACAUUUUAAUUAGACUAGAACUAUACGAUAUUUUUGGAUAUCGAGAUUUUGUUAUGUUUACUAUUGAUUUCACGAAACCGUCGCCCUUAACCGAUCUUAACGUUGGGUUUCAAAAUAGCGAUGUAAGAGUUUAUGUGAAUACUCAGUAUCUUUCAAUCCACUCUGCAAAAUUCGCUCACUUAUUCGUGCGGAUAAAACCUGGCUGUGCAGAGAGACUUUGUCCAACUACUGAAAACAAAUCUGAGUUCGGGACUUGUAGCAAUUAUGACGUAUUAAGUAUGCAGAGUGACGGAGCAGAAGUGAAACUCUACAGUGGUGAAGAGAUUUUCGGAGCAAGAACACAUGACUUGGGUCGAAACAUUCUGAAGCCAUGUGCAACUGCGGAAGCAGCUGCUUUCGAAGCCGGGCGGGAUCCGCAGGCGGGAGACGUUAUCGAGGCUGCUGCUCGCAUACCAAUGAUUAAAUUCGUUGACGCACGGCUACCGAGGCCAGAUUUCUCCCGGGUAACUUCCACUUCGGUCUCUGCGACAUCCGCCUCUCCAGCCGACUGGUACCCGCUAGGAGUUGUCUUGUAUACUAUGCUGGUCGGGGAAUCGCCAAAGGACAAUCCUCGAACAACGAUCUCCUUUCCGGAUUCCGCUUCAUCAUCAGCCUGUCGACGGCGUAUCGCCUCUCUUUUAGAACCGGAUGAAGAAAUCCGAGUAGGAUAUCAUGACUGCGUUCAUUCUGAGUGGAUGGCACUUCAACCUAACUGGAUUUUUGCAGACCAGCAUUUCGUCUAUCAACGUAUUCAUUCUCUUUAA